This is a messenger RNA of Chroicocephalus ridibundus (black-headed gull), 927 nucleotides long. RefSeq names its product syncollin (gene SYCN). The record is from RefSeq and is a predicted model, not a curated record. Bases 12 to 413 code for a protein of 133 amino acids. Gene Ontology annotation, biological process: exocytosis. Lineage: Eukaryota; Metazoa; Chordata; Aves; Charadriiformes; Laridae. The transcript has a single exon. Gene Ontology annotation, cellular component: secretory granule membrane.
GGGGGAGGGCGAUGGCGGCGGCGUUGGUGGCCUUGCUGGUGGCGGCGGCGGCGGUGACGGGGGCCGAGGCGCAGUGCCCGGCCCCCUCCGCCCUGCGGACGGCCAACGGCACCCGCAUCUGCGCCCAGCUCUACACCGACAACAGCCCCUACUACGACCAGUGCUGCGCGGGGGAGGUCCUGGUGGUGGACCCCGGCGACGACGUGCCCUACAUGCCCCGGGGCUGGGGCAACAGCAUCUCCUCCUUGGUGGUGGGCACCCGCUGCGAACUGACCGUCUGGUCUCGCGCCGGCAAGAGGGGGAAGAGUCGCCGUUUCGGGGCCGGGGCGGUGCCGCGGCUGCAGGAGGUGCGGCUGGGGCUCUUCGGCGACUGGAACAACGCCAUCAGCAGUUACUACUGCAAGUGCAACUGAGGCCGGGGGGGGCACAGGGCGGCGGGGGGCAACACCAGUCCAACAAGAGUCAGCACGAGCCAACGUGGGCCACUGCAAGCCAAGGCAGGCCAGUGGAAGUCAACGUGGGCCAAGUCAACGCGAGUCAACACACGUCAACGUGGGCCAAGACAAAUCAACGUAGGCCAAGACAAGUGAACGUGAGUCAACGCACGUCAACAUGGGCCAAGACAAGUCAACGUGGGCCAAGACAAGUCAACGCGGGCCAACGUUAGCCAGCGUGAGUCAAUGCGGGCCAACGCGAGUCAACGCAAUCCAACACAAGCCAAUCUCGGCCAAGACAAGCCGACGUGAGUCAACGCGGGCCAAGCCAAGCCAAGGAGGGCCAAGCCAAGCCAACACAACUCAAGGCGAGUCAACGCGGGCCAAGACAAGUCCCCGUGAGUCCACGCAGGUCACCGUGAGUCCACGCGGGUCACGGAUGACAAAUGUGGGCUGCCACGCGGUGACGUGGCAGUGCCACCCCCCCUUCUGC